Molecule: messenger RNA, 2971 nt
Organism: Phyllopteryx taeniolatus (common seadragon)
Lineage: Eukaryota; Metazoa; Chordata; Actinopteri; Syngnathiformes; Syngnathidae
Gene: efcab14
Product: EF-hand calcium binding domain 14
Exons: 9
Coding region: 540-1766 (408 amino acids)
Source: RefSeq, a predicted model, not a curated record
AACUGGAACGUCGCAUCUAAACAAUAUACUGUACUGUACAUGCAGCAAGGCCGAACCGACCGACGCCUCAAAACACGUCGCAGCAAAUUUGACUUUUGACAUUUAAUAUGUCGUGUCUAUAUUCAUACGCACUUUAGCGUUGACAGAAAAAUGCUCGUCACAGGCGCAUUUCACUUUGAAUGCCGUGGAGACGACCUUAGCCACUCGUAGUUGUGUUCGCUAGCGUUGCCAAAUGUAGCCGCGUUAGCCAUCCGGCGGAUUUUAAUACGAGCGUUAGCAUUUAAAGUUAUUGCAAGCGGGGAUUUUUAAUAACAGUGCGGUUAUGUUAGCCCAUUAUUUAUAAUUUCGCGGUGGUUGUCUGUCCUAGAGUAACCGGCGUUGUCCGUCCGGUGUGUUUAUUUCCCCCGGACACUUUCCGCGAUCGAAAAUCUGGCGUUAGCUUAAGCUCCAACCUCAAGUCAGCCAGCAAGCUGGACAAAACGUUGGAUUUAGUCGGCUUUAAGUCGGGCGCGGCGGGUUCGCUGACCCCUCAGAAGAAAAUGAAGAAGAGGAAGGAGCUAAACGCCCUCAUCGGACUCGGGGACAGCAAGAGGAAGAAGGCGAAGAAGGGCUCCGGUCACCGGCUUCUCCGAACCGAGCCGCCGGACUCGGAGUCUGACUCCAGCUCGGAGGAAGACGACGAGUUCAACGGCAUGAGCAGCGGAGCUAGAUUUGGCAAGAGAAGUUACAGUCAAUGCUGCACUGUGUGCUACCCAUUGUUUCUCUUCAUCAUCCUCGUUGCCUGUGUCAUGGCCUGCGCUGGACUCAUAUGGAUGCAGAUUGCCUUGAAGGAAGAUCUGGACUCAAUGAAGGAAAAACUGCACAGCAUAGAAUCCAGCCAAAAGGCGUCGUCAACUGAAAUACCAAAACUCAGCGAGGACCUGAAAAACAAGGACAGGAAGCUUGAUGACAUUGAGAAUGGGAACAAAGGGUUGGGCAAACUCUGGUUCAACCUCACAGAAAUUAACAGAAAGAUCAUUUUGCUGGACUCUGCUGUAAGCCACUUAAAGGCCAAUUUGAAAUCGGCCUCCGAUUUAAUCAGCCUCCCCACUACAGUGGAAGAACUUCAAAAGAGCGUGGCUACGAUCGGAAGCACGCUAACAAGUGUUCAACACGACGUGAAGACGAUGCAGACCGUGCUCGAAAGUCAGACAGAUUCGGACGACGGGCUGAAGACAACGGACAUAAGUGACCUGAGGAAAGCAGUGAGCGAGGCCAACCAGACGGAGGCGAAGCACCACACGUGGAGCGACGAGCAAAUCCACACGCUCCUGUCCACCGUCGCCGAGCUCCAGCACAGAGUGUCGUCUCUGGAGAGCGGCUCCCAACAAAACUUGAAAGAUGCUGAAUUUCAGCCUCUGAUCAGCAGUGGACCUCAAACGACUGAGAUGACUGAGGCUGAAACAACCAAAGUGUCAUCACCAGACAACUUCACGGUAAGUCCUGACCCGCAGACUAGCAGACGCCCACGCUUCCUCCUCCCAAACCGCUCCAAGAGAAACACUGAUGUCAAAUGCCAAACGAGGCGCUUGCUUGCUGGAGUCACUUUGAAAGGUCUGGAAGAAAUCUUCGCUAAUGUCGAUGACGAUCCGGCGAGCCUGACGUACGAAGAGCUUUGUGGGAAACUCGGGCCGUCCCCUCCGAAAGCUCGCGCCUUGAGGUGCUUCGACAGCAACGGCGACAAGAGGUACUCCCUGACGGAGCUGAGGGCCGCGUUCAGAGUGUGAGCGAGUCACCCACGAACAGCAGUCAACAAUAUUCAAGGAAGCCCAGCGCGGUCUGGGGUACGAUUUCUGUAAUUGCUGCACUUUUAUGUGUGAACUGAUUGUCUUCUUCCAGUUUUGUUUGAUCCAGCACAACCUUAGCCCGUCCCCAAAAAGCUUCGUCGAAUCCAAUCAUCGACAGAAUGUUCACCUAUAAGUAUCAUUCUCAACUGACAACUCUACACCAUCAGUCGCUGAGAUUUUUGUUCUCCCCGCAACCCUUCACGCUCCACUUGUAUAAGCGUGAAAUGUAUUUAUAGACUUUUAUGAAUGUUUACAAACGGACUACUAAACGCAGAUUCUGCCAACCUUUUUCCCAUUUUUAGCCACUUUCCUAUCUUAACUGAGACACUUGAUUGAGCCUAAUCCUGUUCAGUUAAUGUAUUUAAUGCAUCUAAAUAGCUUAAGUGCCCCCCCCCCCCCCCCCGUUAAACAAGAUUUGAAGGGCUAUGUUCACUUGGAAACACUAAGAUAUUUAUGUAGCAAUAAUUAAGAGACAUAGCAUGCAGUUGAGCAGGGGUGGGGAACCUACAGCACAUGGGUCAAAAACAUAAGAAAUAAUUGAUCAAGGUAUCAUUUUUUUGCAGUAUGGCCCAUGAAUAACUUGAUCAAAUAAGAAAAUGGCUGCAGUAGGCACAUCAAGAUCAAUGUGUAACAGGUAGUACAACAAGCACUGACAUCACUCUUAUAAUGGGCUUCAGCCUAAUGGUGUAUUUAUGGGAUUUUCCAUAAAAUGACCACUCUGUAAAUUCUCAUUUCAUUUUGUUCAAGGUGUUGGAGGAGUUAUUUUAGAAUUCUGAGCUUAAACAUUGUUCUUUUAAGUUGUGCUUUGCAAGUUGCUUACAAUAAUGUAACAUGUAAACAUUUAUUUAUGACAAAGCUAGAAUUGUCAACCACGCUGCGGUAGUUCAGACAUUGAGCUCGGAAUGCAACGGCAGGGGCCACUGUGAAAGGUGUUGGUGUAGAUCAGGGAUGGGGAACCAAUGGCCUAAAACACAUUAACCUACAAACGCUCAGAAAGUAUAAUUAACACUAGUUUGAUCAUAUUUUUCAUUGAUUUAGGAUGGCUCUUGGAGGACUGGUUCUCCAUCCCUGAUCUAAAUGCUGCCACGAUGAGAUUUUAUUAGUGUUUUGUUUGUGAGCAUCAAUGAAUAAAGAGUUAAAACAUU